Molecule: messenger RNA, 5288 nt
Organism: Acipenser ruthenus (sterlet)
Lineage: Eukaryota; Metazoa; Chordata; Actinopteri; Acipenseriformes; Acipenseridae
Product: muskelin
Exons: 19
Coding region: 322-2340 (672 amino acids)
Cellular component (GO): cytoplasm
Molecular function (GO): protein binding
Source: RefSeq, a predicted model, not a curated record
GUUCUCAACAAGAUGGCGGCUGUUCCAGAGAACAGAGUCCUUUCCUACAGUGUGUUUAAAUGGAGCUCUUACUCCUCUACGUACCUACCAGAUUUCUUUUUCCCCAGUUCCUCAGCAGCAGCUCAGUGACUGAGUAGUACGGAACUCGAGUGUCUAUACAGUAACAAGCAGUGUAUGAUGUGGGUGAAACGGCAAAGGAGUAGAAAGGGCCUGGUUCAAUAAUUACUACAAACAAAGAACAUUCUGGCAGAUAAACCUAAUGACCAGUCUUCCCGGUGGUCUUCUGAAAGCAACUACCCUCCACAAUACUUGGUUCUAAAAAUGGAAAAGCCUUCCAUUGUUCAGAGUAUUACUUUCGGAAAGUAUGAGAAAACUCACGUAUGCAACCUGAAAAAGUUUAAGGUUUUUGGAGGGAUGAGUGAGGAAAAUAUGACAGAACUGUUAUCCAGUGGCCUUAAAAAUGAUUACAACAAAGAAACAUUCACUUUGAAACAUAAAAUUGAUGAACAGAUGUUCCCAUGUCGAUUCAUUAAGAUAGUUCCACUGAUGUCCUGGGGGCCCAGUUUCAACUUCAGUAUCUGGUAUGUUGAACUUCAUGGGAUUGAUGAACCUGAUGUGGUGCAGCCGUGCCUUAACUGGUACAGCAAGUACCGUGAACAGGAAGCAAUUCGACUGUGUCUAAAGCACUUCCGCCAGCACAACUACACUGAGGCAUUUGAGUCUCUGCAGAAGAAGACAAAGAUCGCCCUCGAACACCCGAUGCUGACUGACCUUCACGAUAAACUGGUCCUGAAGGGAGAUUUUGAUGCUUGUGAGGGACUAAUAGACAAGGCUGUGAAUGAAGGCUUAUUUAACCAGUACAUCAGCCAGCAAGAAUAUAAACCUAGAUGGAGUCAGAUUAUCCCCAAAACUACCAAAGGUGAUGGAGAUGACAGCAGGCCAGGAAUGAGGGGAGGACAUCAGAUGGUGAUAGAUGUCCAGACAGAAACUGUGUAUUUGUUUGGUGGCUGGGAUGGUACGCAAGAUUUGGCCGAUUUCUGGGCAUACAGCGUUCAAGAAAAUCAAUGGUUCUGUAUAUCCAGGGAUACUGAAAAAGAGAAUGGUCCCAGUGCCAGAUCCUGCCAUAAAAUGUGCAUCGACUCCCAAAGAAGACAGAUCUACACACUAGGGCGCUAUUUGGACUCCUCUGUGAGGAACAGCAAAUCUCUGAAAAGCGACUUCUAUCGUUAUGAUAUUGACACCAACACAUGGACAUUUCUUAGUGAAGAUACAUCAGCUGAUGUUGGACCCAAGCUUGUUUUUGAUCACCAGAUGUGCAUGGACUCUGAAAAACACAUGAUUUACACAUUUGGCGGAAGAAUAUUAACUUGCAGUGGCAAUGUGGAUGACACUCGGACUAAUGAGCCACAGUUCAGUGGACUGUAUGCCUAUCACUGUCAAUCUAAUACAUGGAAACUUCUCCGGGAAGAUUCCUGCAACGCUGGUCCUGAAGAUGUCCAGUCAAGGAUAGGACACUGUAUGCUCUUCCAUACUAAAAACCGUUGCCUGUAUGUCUUUGGGGGGCAGAGAUCCAAAACAUACUUGAAUGACUUCUUUAGUUACGAUGUGGACAGUGACCAUGUAGAAAUCAUAUCGGAUGGCACAAAGAAGGACUCUGGCAUGGUCCCAAUGACAGGUUUUACUCAGAGAGCCACCAUUGACCCAGAAUUGAACGAGAUCCAUGUACUUUCUGGGCUUAGCAAGGACAAGGAUAAACGGGAGGAGAAUGUGAGGAACUCGUUUUGGAUAUAUGACAUAGCCAGAAAUAGCUGGUCAUGUGUUUACAAGAAUGAUCAGGCAGUGAAAGAACAUAAAAGUCUACUGGAGGAGGAGCCCUGUCCACGGUUUGCCCACCAGCUGGUUUAUGAUGAACUGCACAAGGUUCACUAUUUGUUUGGUGGAAAUCCUGGCAAAUCUUGCUCCCCUAAAAUGAGACUGGAUGAUUUUUGGUCACUGAAGCUCUGCCGCCCAUCCAAGGAGUACCUCCUCAGACACUGCAAGUACCUCAUUAGGAAAUACAGGUUUGAAGAAAAAGCUCAGACAGAACCUCUAAGUGCUUUGAAGUAUUUACAAAAUGACUUGUCUGUAACUGUGGAUCACUCAGACCCUGAAGAGACGAAAGAGUUUCAACUCCUGGCUUCCGCACUUUUCAGAUCCAGCUCAGACUUCAUAGCACUGGGUUUUUCGAACGUGGAUCAGACCUAUGCUCAGCGGACUCAGCUGUUUGACACGCUGGUGAAUUUCUUCCCUGACAGCAUGACUCCUCCAAAAGGCAGCCUGGUCGACCUCAUCACGCUGUAACAGAGCAAGGAAAAAGCACCUUUUUAGUACUUUAUUUAAUAGCGACUAGAAAUAUUUUUAUAAAGGUUCUAGUUCCAAAGUGCUGGUCAAAUGACUAUUUACCCGUUUUGGGGGGAGUGAAUUUGUAAUUAUAAAAUCCAGCUUGAGUGGUUUUGGUCAGAAAGUGUUACCUCUGGCUUUUUAAUCAAGUGCCCCUAGUUGGUAUAAUUUAAUUAAACAGGUUUGUAUCUCAGUAGUGACAGAUAUAGAUAAUGUUAGAUUAAAUUAGCAAAAUCACAUUGGUCUUUCUAUUGAGACUGUCAUAGUUCAGUCUUAUAGUUGCCUGUAAUUGGAUGUACUGAAGUAUUAUUUAGAAUAAUGAUUGAAGUGGUCAGAUUUUUUUUUGGUUUGUUUUUUGUUAGGUUUUUUUUGUUUUUGCUACACUGCCAUACAGCACUUUUUACUUAUUUGCUAAGAUACACUGAUUGCAACUUUUGUGUUUUUCUGCAGGUAUCUUUAAAAAUAAAGAAUACUGUAAAGUCACCUGUUGGAAUCAUAAGAUUUCAUGAAUGUCAAGACUUUUGUAAUCCUUUGGUAUGUUUGCUAUUUAACUUGAUCUGAUAUUGUUUAAGGGCUUUUUUUACAUACCAUUUAAAAAUAUACAUUUUUAAAAUGUCUGCAGAGAUUCAUAAAAAUACCUGCGCCUUGUCAGUUCUAUUACAUUAUGUGAUUGUAACAGGUUACUGAAAGUCAGAAUUAAUAUUUAGUGCAUUCCAAGAGUUUUAUGAAUGCUGAAUCACUAGUUAUAUUGUCAGAGCAUAGUGAUCUGAAGAACUGAUGGUACAGACACACACAAAAUGAGGGCUUGCCCCUAGUUGGUAUUUUACAGUGAUGGUACAGUAUAUGUACCUUUCUUACUGCCUACUAUAUGGGCAAACCUGAUCCUGGUUUGUAAGAUUAGCCUAAAAUUUUACAAAGUAAUUUAGAAAAAAAAUGUCCACCUAAAUAUGUUGAAUCAAAAGAUUUUUUAGCGAAUUACUCAUGUGUUUUAUAUUGGCUAUUCCACCUAGCUUUUGCUUUUAAACCAAUGAAAGUUAUGCUCAGAAAGACUAAGUCCUUUCGUCCUUCUUGAAAGUGUUGCAGUUAUUUGACUUACUGAUGUUGCCAAAACUAUUUUUACAGUAAAAUGACAUGAAUUUUACUCAUUCAGGGGUUAUCUCAUGUCUUGCUUUGUGUCUGUAUUUUACAGUAUAUAUGUAAAACAAAAUUAAGAUGAAAAAAAAUAGUUGUAUCAUGAAAUUAGAAGAUUAUAGUGGUAUUUAAAAUCAUAAUUAUCCUCAAAAAUCCACCAGUUGUGAAAAAAGUAAUAACAGUAUUUAAGAAUAGGGUUUAUAGGUAAAUGUUGGAUUAUGUGACUGUUCAGCAUUCCUGUCCCUGCCUGUGGUUGCCGAAACAACUGUAAGAGUAGGAUUAUGCAAUAUAGGUUUAUUCCUAUCACUGUGUUAAUUGUAAGUAUCAUCUACAUAAGAAGAAAAAUACAAUGUCUAAUUAAGGAAAAAUCAUUAACAGAUAUUAUAUUGUUUUUUUUAACCUUACAUUGGUAAUUAGAAAGUAUUAGUCCCCAUCAGACCUUCGUCAUAAGUUUACUGUAUCCAGUCUUUGCUUGGUAACUUUUCACAACCUUUACUUCGGCUGGCUCAACAUGGUUUUCAACAUAGCUUGCUUUACUAAAAGUAAGAAACACUUUUUAAAUAGUUGUUCCUACAAGUUUGAAAGUGGUCGUGAAUUUCCAGAAACUGGCCAAUUUUUUUUUUAAUGAUUUUAGUAAUGUUUAUUUUCUUUUUUUAAAAAUGCCCUAACCAUUCUGAUUCAGAGGCAAUUUAGUGGAAAGAAAUCACAGAAAAAAUACAUAUUGUGAUUUCAUAUUUUAAGGGCCUUUUUCAUGGUUAUGGCUUCUGUUAGAUCAAUCAUGUUUGUGUGAUCUGCCAACAUGGACUAUAUCCUUAGGAAUACCCAUUGUUUACUAAGUUUGAGAGUAGAAAAAUAAAAGUUAAAAUUACAAGAAUGUCUUACUUUUAUUUUAUGCAAUAUAGCAUUUGUAAACUGAAAAAAAUAGCCUUUUACAACACUGUCUAUCUAAGGACAAAUAAACAUCUUGUGGGAUUACGUCUGGUGUGCAGGAAACUGAACAGUAAAUGCAAUGUUGGAUCUUCAACAUGUCUGUUUCCCAUUUGUACAGUGAUUUGCCAGUACUGUGGUAGGUCUUACUGAUAUCACUUCAAUAGAAUACACGACAAUGAUUGCAGCUGAAAUGCAUGGUGCUUUACUUUUCCCAGUUUUAUAUUUCAUAUUUCAUGUUUCAGUGUAGAGCUAGAUGGGAAUCAUUUACAAUAAACAGAGGAUGGGAUGUGGGGCUGGUUUCAAAUUAUCUUUCUUACAUGCUCCAAAAAAGCUGAAGCAAACUGUUGAUAAGAUCUUUCAGUUCCAUUAAGACAUACCUAGCUUCAUUAAUCCAGUGUGUAAUGGGAUCUACUUUUUGUGGUCAUUGGAUUUUAAAUAAAGUUUAUUGUAACUUGUUUUUUACUCAUUACAAUGUCUUAAUGUCAAAUAUCACUCAGGGUACAACGAUUCAUUAUCAUGCUGGAAAAACAAUGAUGCAAAUAUAUAAGGAUUAUAAACUAUACUUCUUUAUAGAAGAAAAAUGAUUCAAUGAUUUAGUUGCUAGAUGUAGUUUAUCAACAUUUAAUAUAUCAUGUAAGAUGUUUGAUAACAAUUCCCAUUGUAUAGUACAAUAAAAAAAAUGUAAUAAAGAAAAUCUUGACUAUGAUCAGAGAACUGGGCAGCCUACGCUUUUCAUGUUACAAUUUUGAGAUAAACUAUUAUUUGAGAAGUUUGAAGCCAGAAAACAUUAAGUUUUAUCAUUAACAUUUUUUUUUUUUUUUUACUUUAUCUUGUUGGAAUGGCCAAAU